Messenger RNA from Eubalaena glacialis (North Atlantic right whale), 2056 nucleotides. RefSeq names its product leucine rich repeat containing 24 (gene LRRC24). The record is from RefSeq and is a predicted model, not a curated record. Gene Ontology annotation, molecular function: protein binding. Bases 299 to 1954 code for a protein of 551 amino acids. Lineage: Eukaryota; Metazoa; Chordata; Mammalia; Artiodactyla; Balaenidae. The transcript is spliced from 4 exons.
UAAACCCUGGGUCAAGGUUAGGUGAGGGCAGGGACGGACACUAGCAGCGUGGAGCCUUGGGCAGAGAUGGGAUGGGGAGAGAAGUGGGUUGGGGUGGUGUAGGCGCUCCUUCUGUGGCCUGUGUGGCAAGACCGAGGACAUGAGAAAUUCUAAACCGAAACCUGAUGCCCCAGAUCUUUAUGCCUUUUUAUAAAGGAAGGCAAAGAACAUUUUAUUUUAUCAGUUUCUUGAACUAAUUUCAAACUUCAAAAAUCAGACACGGUGUGUGCCUCCAUCCGUGCUUUUCACUGGCUCUCAAAUGUUAGGGACAGGCCUGACAACCUGUGUUUCAGGAGGCGCAUCCCAUCGGGGCCAGACUGUAGGGAGGCUGCUGAGAAGGCUGCAACUUCGUGGCCUGCGGCCGGUCCCGCAAGAGAUGGCCCCAGGGGCGCCCGCACUGCUGCUGCUGUCGCUGCUGUCACUGCCAGGUCUCCCGCCUCGCGCUACCGGAUGCCCUGCGGCCUGCCGCUGCUACAGCGCCACGGUGGAGUGCGGCGCCCUGCGGCUGCGCCUGGUCCCGCCCGGAAUCCCGCCCGGGACGCAGACGCUGUUCCUGCAGGACAACAGCAUCGCGCGCCUGGAGCCGGGCACCCUGGCGCCCCUCGCCUCCCUGCGUCGUCUCUACCUGCACAACAACAGCCUGCGCGCCCUGGCGCCAGGCGCCUUCCGUGCGCAGUCGCGCCUGCUGGAGCUGGCGCUCACCGGCAACCGGCUGCGCGGCUUGCGCGUUGGCGCUUUCGCGGGCCUGGCCCAACUGCGCGUGCUCUACCUAGCUGGCAACCAGCUGGUACAGCUGCUGGAUUUCACCUUCCUACACUUGCAGCGACUGCAGGAGCUGCACCUGCAGGAAAACAGCAUCGAGCUGCUGGAGGACCAGGCCCUGGCCGGGCUCUCCUCGCUGGCACUGCUGGACCUCAGCAGGAACCAGCUGGGCACCAUCAGCCAGGAGGCCCUACAGCCCCUGGCCAGCCUACAGGUCCUGCGCCUCACAGAGAACCCAUGGCGCUGUGACUGUGCCUUGCACUGGCUGGGAACCUGGAUCAAGGAAGGGGGCCAGCGACUGCUCAGCUCCAGGGACAAGAAAAUCACGUGUGCAGAGCCCCCCCGCCUGGCACUUCAGAGUCUCCUGGAAGUAUCUGGCAGUAGCCUCAUCUGCAUCCCACCCUCUGUGCACGUGGAGCCGCUGGAGGUGACAGCCAACCUGGGUGAGGACCUGCGGGUUGCCUGCCAGGCUUCCGGCUACCCGCAGCCCCUGGUGACCUGGAGAAAGGUGGCGCAGCCUCGCGAGGGGCCGCCGCAGGCCCAGGCCCAACCUGAAGGCGGGGUGCCGGGCCCAAGUGGGCCCGGGGCAUCCGACACGGGCAGCGGCAUGCUCUUCCUCACCAACAUCACCCUGGCCCACGCCGGCAAGUACGAGUGCGAGGCCUCCAACGCCGGCGGCGCCGCCCGCUUGCCCUUCCAGCUUCUGGUCAACCUGUCCCAGCAGCUGCUGCUGGCGCCUGCGCCGCCCCGGGCCGGCGGCCCAGUCAGCCACGAGCCCCUGCCCGAGGCGGGCGGCAUGGCCUUUCGCGCCCUGGGCCUGGCCACGCAGACGGCCAUCGCGACGGCCAUCGCGCUCCUGGCGCUCACGGCGCUGCUGCUGGCGACCAUGAUCUGCCGCAGGCGGCGCAGGCGCAAAAAGGCACCAGGGCCUCCCGGGGAGGGCGCGCUCUUCGUCAACGACUAUUCGGACGGGCCCUGCACCUUCGCGCAGCUCGAGGAGCUCCGCGACGAGCGGGGCCACGAGAUGUUCGUCAUCGACCGCUCCAAACCGCUCUUCGCCGAGGGCCCGGCGGAAGCGGCCGAGGGCGCAGCGCCCGGAAUCGCGCAGGGCCUCCCGCUGCAGCCGCCUGCCGCCUACGAGAUCCGUUGCUGAGGGGGGCGGGGCGGACGCGCGCUGAUGACGCGGGCCCCGCGGAUUGGCCGGCCCGGCUCGCCCCGCGCAUGCUCCAGCGUAAUCAGUAAAGGGUGGAAGCUG